CGCUCGGCUGAAGCUCUCCCCUACGGCAGCAAGACAACUUGCCUCCGGGAACGACAGCGGACUUUCCCUCCCCACCUUCCCCACGGCUUCGAGCGGGAGGACACGGCCAGCAUGGAGGAGUAUGACGCCCUGCUGCAGGAGCUCUCCGAGAACAUCACCAACGAGGACCUGGACCAGCUGAAGUCGGCGUGCAAAGAGGACAUCCCCAGCGAGAAGAGCGAGGAGAUCACCUCCUGCCAGGACUGGUUCUGUUACCUGGAGAAGCACGACAAGCUGGCGAAAGACAACCUCUCCUACAUAGAACACAUUUUCGAGAUCUCUCGACGUCCCGACCUCCUCACCAUGGUCAUCGACUACAGGACCAAAGUUUUGAAAAUUUCCGCAGAGGAAGAACUCGACACGAAACUAACUCGGAUCCCUAGUGCCAAAAAAUACAAAGGUGAGCCCUUUUGUAUGAACAAAUUGCCUGUGUAA
Messenger RNA from Nanorana parkeri, 474 nucleotides. RefSeq names its product phosphoprotein enriched in astrocytes 15 (gene PEA15). The record is from RefSeq and is a predicted model, not a curated record. Gene Ontology annotation, molecular function: protein binding. The transcript has 3 exons. Lineage: Eukaryota; Metazoa; Chordata; Amphibia; Anura; Dicroglossidae. Bases 112 to 474 code for a protein of 120 amino acids. Gene Ontology annotation, biological process: MAPK cascade; regulation of apoptotic process.